Messenger RNA from Penicillium manginii, 1593 nucleotides. RefSeq names its product mevalonate kinase (gene erg12). The transcript has a single exon. The coding region runs from base 1 to 1593 and encodes 530 amino acids. NCBI's taxonomy places the organism in Eukaryota, Fungi, Ascomycota, Eurotiomycetes, Eurotiales, Aspergillaceae. Gene Ontology annotation, biological process: isoprenoid biosynthetic process; ergosterol biosynthetic process. Gene Ontology annotation, molecular function: ATP binding; mevalonate kinase activity. The record is from RefSeq and is a predicted model, not a curated record. Gene Ontology annotation, cellular component: cytoplasm.
AUGUCUACUGCCGCUGGUCGAUUGAACGGCAGCGUUAGAGGCUCUGAUCCUACUCGCCGUCCUGUUGCACAUUUCGAUCUUCCUGACCGCUCCUACAAUAUGAAUGUCUCGAAUGGCAACGGAAAUGGGCAUGGAGUUGACCAUCCUGACUCCGACAGCGCCUCCUCCACCUCCACCAAUACCACCAACGGCACUCAAACACGCCGUCCAGGCAUGUCUCGCAAGGCCUCAUCACCUAUGGCCCCCGCCUUUAUGGUAUCCGCUCCCGGGAAAGUCAUUGUCUUUGGUGAACAUGCCGUUGUUCAUGGCAAGGCUGCCUUGGCUGCCGCCAUCUCUCUCCGCUCCUAUCUUCUCGUCACGACCCUCUCCAAAUCGCAGCGUACUAUCACAUUGAACUUUCGCGACCUAGGGUUCGCUCAUACUUGGCAAAUUGAUGAACUCCCCUGGGAUGUCUUCCACCAACCAUCCAAGAAAAAGUUCUACUACGAUCUCGUCACAUCCCUCGAUCCCGAGCUCGUCGCCGCAAUCGAACCCCACCUCGCGCACGUUUCUAAGGAUGUCCCUGAAGAAAUGCGCAAGACCCACGUCCGAUCCGCUUCUGCCUUCCUCUACCUCUUCCUCUCCCUCGGUUCCAAGCAAAGUCCCGGUGCAAUCUACACCCUCCGCUCCAACAUCCCCACAGGCGCAGGCCUGGGCAGCUCGGCCAGUGUCUGCGUCUGCCUAAGUUCCGCCCUCCUCCUACAAAUCCGCACUCUAGCCGGUCCCCAUCCAGACCAACCUCCCGAGGAAGCCGAGACCCAAAUUGAACGUAUCAAUCGCUGGGCCUUUGUCGGCGAGCUCUGCAUCCACGGCAACCCCAGUGGAGUCGAUAACACGGUAGCCGCAGGCGGCAAAGCCGUGAUCUUCAAACGCUCCGAUUACACCAAACCACCCGAGGUCAUUUCCCUGCCCGAUUUCCCCGAACUACCCCUCCUUCUCGUCGACACGCGCCAGUCCCGCUCCACCCUGACCGAAGUCGCCAAGGUUGGCGAAUUGAGGAAACGCCACCCGGUCGUCACAGAGUCCAUCCUCGACGCUAUUGACCAAGUCACCUGUUCCGCGCGCUCCCUCAUCGAGUCCCCCGACUGCGACAGUGCCUCAACCGAAACCCUCGAACACUUCGGUGAACUUAUCCGCAUUAAUCACGGCUUCCUCGUCUCGCUGGGCGUCUCGCACCCGCGUCUCGAGCGCAUCCGCGAACUGGUCGACUAUGCCGAUAUUGGUUGGACCAAGUUGACCGGUGCCGGCGGCGGUGGUUGUGCGAUCACCUUGCUCCGCCCGGACGCGAAGCCCGAGGUCGUGCGUGACUUGGAAGCCAAGCUUGCGGACGAGGGAUUCGCCAAGUACGAGUCUACGCUUGGCGGAGACGGUGUUGGCGUGCUGUACCCGGCUGUUUUGCGGAACGGCUCUGAUGAGGAGGGCGGCGAGGAGAUUGAUCAGCAGAAGUUUGAGAAUGCUGAGGGGCCGGAGGGUAUUGAGAGGCUUGUUGGUGUUGGCGCUAAUGCCCGGGAGAGGAGGGAGGGUUGGAAGUUUUGGAAACGCGCUACGCAAUAA